Messenger RNA from Pelagomonas calceolata, 653 nucleotides. NCBI's taxonomy places the organism in Eukaryota, Pelagophyceae, Pelagomonadales, Pelagomonadaceae. The record is from the annotation of a GenBank genome assembly.
GAAGGCAGCCCCAAUACGCCACCGCCGCGCACAAGCUCCUGAAGGCAGCCCCACACACCAAGCACCAUGAUCGUCUCCCUCGUCGUCGUAGUGUUAGUAGGCAUCGGCUUCACGCGACUCACAAUGCUGGCAUUGGAAUUAAGGGACAACUUCGACGAGGACGAACCGUUAGAUGUGGGGAGAAAACGCGUCGAUUGUCACAAUCGGAUGCGCGCGAUGACGAAGCCGGCCACACUGGUCUUCCGGAACGACAACCAGUUCGAGACGGAGGGCGUGCCGCGCUUCGAGCCCGGGUUGGUGACGCGGACGAUCAACUCCAUCCUGUGUCCGCGCGACGACGCGGACAAAGACGACGACGUCGAGAAGGGAAUUACGGUGAAGGAGGUCGUCACCGACGACUCGGACUGCGACAACCUGCUGGAUCCCACCGAGGCUUGUACUAUUUGUUUUGAAAAAGCAAAAAAUGCGGUGAUUAUUGGGUGCGGCCACGGCGGCCUCUGCUACAACUGUUCGAUCGAUAUUUGUGUGACGUCGGGCAUGUGUCCUUUUUGUCGAGCCGACAUCGGGCAAGUGGUGACGAUCGGGCUCGGGCGUUAUGAAGUGGAUGACGACGGCCGGAAGGUCGUGCCGGUCAUAGGGCCUAAAUAGAUGUG